AUGAAGCUUCUUAGCUUAUUAUUUCUUUUGAUCAUUUCCGUUUGCCUUCUUGAUUUUGCUAUUGCUCAGCGAGGCGGAGGAAGAGGAGGAGGCGGAGGAAGAGGCGGUGGCGGAGGAAGAGGUGGUGGCGGCUGGGGCGGUCGAGGCGGCGGUGUUAGAAGUCGUGGCGGUGGUUGGGGCGGAAGUCGUGGAGGUUGGGGUGGACGAGGCGGCAGCUGGGGUGGACGAGGUGGCGGUGGAUGGGCUGGACGUAGAAGCGAUUGGGGUGGACGUGGUGGAGCCUGGGGAGUUCGCGGAGGAGGUUGGGGACGUGGCAGAGGAAUCGGAGGUCGCGGACUCUAUCGUGGAGGAUACGGCGGCCGUGGAUAUCACGGUGGACUUGGCGGUCUCGGAGCUCUCGGAGCUAUUGGAGCAAUCGGAGCUCUCGGUCUGAUGGGAAUGCAUCAACCAUAUUACUACGGAGGAAAUCACAUGUACGAACCCACCGGCUUCCAGAGUCAAUGUUCGGCGCAAUUCAUCGAUUAUGUUGGAAAUCAGCCAACAUUCUAUUGCGACUAUUGGAUUUGCGCUCGUGGCGGAGAUCAUGGUGGUGGUGGUGGUCAUGAUGGUGGACAUGGCGGUGGUCAUGAUCAUGGUGGACACGAUCAUGGAGGACACGAUCAUGGAUGGGGUGGACAUGAUCACGGAUGGGGUGGGCAUGAUCACGGAUGGGGUGGGCAUGAUCACGGAUGGGGUGGACAUGAUCACGGAUGGGGUGGACAUGAUCACGGAUGGCAUGGUUGGAGAGGAGAUCAUGGAGGUGGCGGGGAUGGCAGAGACUAUUCUAACAAUUACUAUGGAAGACGACGACACGGAUUCGGACUACUUGGUGCCCUAUUCGGACUGAAUCGUCAAUACUAUGGAUAUCCGAAUACCAAUUAUGGCUGCUCGGCGCAGUUCAUCGACUAUGUUGGAAAUAUGCCACGAUACUACUGCAAUUGUCCACCGUAUCCGCCAAACUAUCAGUACAAUCAGUGCGUUGUGAUGGGAAAACGAUGA
Molecule: messenger RNA, 1038 nt
Organism: Caenorhabditis bovis
Lineage: Eukaryota; Metazoa; Nematoda; Chromadorea; Rhabditida; Rhabditidae
Source: the annotation of a GenBank genome assembly